Staurois parvus is the source of this 1587-nucleotide messenger RNA. The record is from the annotation of a GenBank genome assembly. NCBI's taxonomy places the organism in Eukaryota, Metazoa, Chordata, Amphibia, Anura, Ranidae.
GGGGCGGGGAUCUCCGCAGUCAGCUGUUCGGUGUCUGUUCGCUCGGUGUGUCUCCUUCGCCCGCCCCGCCCUCUCCCGGUGCUUCCGCUCGCUGCGCCCCGAACCCGCCGGGUCAAUGAGCCGCUCGCUCCGCCCAGCGCCGGGCCCGGGCCGAUGGACACCAGCGACCUGUUCAGCAGCUGCAGGAAGGGCGACAUCUACCGUGUGCGAUACCUUGUGGAGCAGAGAGACGUGGAACUGAACGUCCGGGACAAGUGGGACAGUACUCCAUUAUAUUACGCCUGUCUUUGUGGACAUGAGGAAUUGGUGCGGUACCUUUUAGCCAAUGGUGCCCGGUGUGAGGCGAACACAUUUGAUGGGGAGCGAUGUUUGUACGGUGCGCUUAGUGACACCAUCCGCAGAUUGCUAAAAGAAUACAAGCGAAUCACAGCAAAGUGUAUGCAGAGAGAUUAUUAUGACGACUUCUUGCAGAGGUUUUUGGAGCAGGGCUCCUAUAGUGACACCAUGUUCCUGGUCCAUGGGAUGUCAUUCUGUGCUCACCGCUGCGUCCUUGGUGCUCGAAGCCCAUAUUUCGCUGAAAUGUUUGAAACCAAAUGGAAGGGAAAGAAUAUGAUUGGUCUCAAACAUCCGCUGAUAAAUCCGGCAGCUUUUGGCUCCAUUCUUCAGUACCUGUACACAGGUCGCAUGGACAUCAAUGUGGAGCAUGUGGAGGAUUGCAAGAGGUUGGCUAAGCAAUGUCGGCUGCAGGACCUCAUUGAGGAGCUGGAGGAGAAAUGUAAAAAGGUCUAUGAAUUUGUGUCUUCCAAGCCGGGAACAUGUGUAAAAGUUCUGACUGUGGAACCAUCUGGAAAUGGACGUCUGCAGGAAGAUUUGGCGAUGUUGGCAGACUGCGCGGUGCCAGCUGAGCUAAGGGUGGGGUUCGGUGAACUGCCGUUUGACAGUACAGAUAAUUUCUGCAGUUACCCUGAUGUCUGUUUCCAGAUCCAGGGUUACAACUUCUUGUGUCACAAGUCGUUUUUCUGUGGCCGGAGCGACUACUUCAAAGCUUUGCUGCAAGAUCACUUCUGUGAGAGCCAGGAGCUGCAGAGCCAGCCCAGCAUCCCGGUGAUUACCCUGCACAACAUCAACGAGGAGACCUUCACCCGUGUCCUAUACUACAUCUACAGCGAUGACACCGAGCUGAGUCCAGAGAACGCUUACGAGGUGUUGUGUGUCGCUGACCUGUAUCUACUUCCGGGACUGAAGCGAUUGUGCGGGAAAGUGUUGGCGCAAAUGCUGGACGAGGACAGCGUUAUCGGAAUUUGGAAGAUUGCAAAACUCUUUCAGUUGACACGCCUGGAAGAUCAGUGUACAGAGUACAUGGCCCGAAUUAUAGAGAAGUUGGUUGAUUCAGAAGAGUUUGCAGCUACCGUGCGAGAAGAUGCCGCUGCAGUCGAGGAACGGCAAGAGACUGACUCCAUCCCUCUGAUUGACGACAUCCGCUUCCAUAUUACCAGCAAUGUACAAACCUACAGCGCCAUCGAAGAAGCUAACCAGCGAUUAGAGGCUUUGGAGGAUCUGCUGGGGAGUUUGGGACUGGAAUGCUGA